Molecule: messenger RNA, 1054 nt
Organism: Mangifera indica (mango)
Lineage: Eukaryota; Viridiplantae; Streptophyta; Magnoliopsida; Sapindales; Anacardiaceae
Product: LOB domain-containing protein 25-like
Exons: 3
Coding region: 362-841 (159 amino acids)
Source: RefSeq, a predicted model, not a curated record
AAUUAUUACACUUGUCGUUUGCUUUCCAUUCCUUCCCAUUAAAUGCUCUUUGCCUCCUUUUUCUCUCAUCCUCCUCACCUUUUGUCACUGUAUUUGCAGGUUUUAUCGGUGACCUGCAACCAACUAGGGUUUCUCACUCUUUCAUCAAACUCUAAAACCUACCUUGCCUAAGCAAAUUUCCCCUUUCAUUGGCAGCUCCUGCAUAGUCUUUUUCCUAGGAAACACUCAACCAACAGAUCUUGAAAGAGCCUACUCAUCAACAAAGGGUUUGGCUGAAAUUCAAGAUGACAUUCAAUGAAGACUGCUUUGCAGGCCAAAAAAGCAAAAGUAGGUUGAAGAGAAGAAAACAAUAAUUAAGAUUAUGGCUUCUUCCAGCUAUUCCAAUUCUCCAUGUGCUGCCUGCAAGUUCUUGAGGAGAAAAUGCCUGCCCGAUUGCAUCUUUGCUCCAUAUUUUCCUCCUGAGGAGCCACAAAAAUUCGCCAAUGUCCACAAGAUUUUCGGAGCAAGCAACGUCGGCAAACUCUUAAACGAGGUGAUGCCCCAUCAGAGGGAAGAUGCAGUGAACUCUCUUGCCUACGAAGCCGAGGCGCGCAUGAAGGAUCCCGUCUAUGGCUGUGUUGGAGCCAUCUCCGUCCUCCAACGACAAGUCAUUCGACUCCAGAGAGAAUUAGAUGCCACAAACGCUGAUCUCAUCCGCUAUGCCUGCAAUGAAGCGCCUGCUCCUGCAACAUCUCAGUUUGGCUCAAGAAGGGAUUCAAAUCAAGGACAAGGAGCUGUUGAUCAAAAUUCCGCCUUCUACUUUCCCUAUAAUAACGAUCAUUUUGGAGAUGGCCAUGAGUAAGAAGAAGGUAACAUGUGAUUAUCCAUAAAUAAUCAACCAUCUAUAUGUGUACUUGCAGAGUUAUGAGCUAGAGGAACCCUUUUAGGGUUUCUUAUUAUACAUAUAAGGGACUGCUAUAUACAUAUAUAUAAUUAUUUGGGAAUGUUAUUUUGUUAAACUUCUCAGUUUAUAAUAUAUUUUUGAGCUCCAUUGAUGAGCUGAAGCAUUAUUUCA